AUGGCGGGAGACGCGAGCGAAGGCGCGGCGAGAGGGGACGCGGGCGCGGCGUGGCUGAGCGAGGACGCGACGCCGCGGAACGACGCGCUGGAUAAGCUCAUCAUCAGUCUGUUCGUGCCGGCGAUGCUAAACUUUUUGAUAAUCCCGCUCGUGGGCGCGGUGGAUGUGUUUUGGGUCGGGCGAUUGGAGGACGCGGUGGCGCUCGCGGCGCAGGGGGCGGCGAAUCAGGUGUUUCAGAGCGCGUUUUGGAUCAUUUCCUUCAUUCCGAGCGUCGUCGCGCCCGUGGUGGCGAAAGCGGCGGCGGGAGGUGAUACGAACGAAUUGUCGAAAAAGAUUGGGGAGGGGAUCUUCUGCGCCGCCGUGGUGGGGGCGAUGGGGAUGGUGUUGAUGUAUACGAUGCAAGAGCGCGCGUUGGGCAUCGUCGGCGUCGCCGCGGGGAGCGUGACGGCGCAUCAAGCGGCGCCUUACGUUGGGUAUCGCGCGCUGACGUUCAUUCCAGCGAUCGUUUCCACGGUUGGUUUCGCCGCAUUUCGUGGGACGCUUGACGUGAUGACACCGAUGAAGAUUACGUUGGCGAGUCAAAUGUUAAACGUCGUCCUCGACCCGCUCUUCAUCUUCGGCGUCGGCACGUUCAAGGCGAUGGGGGUCGCUGGCGCCGCAAUCGCGACGUCGAUUUCAGAGAUUUUCUCUGCGGGUUUGUACACUACGUUACUCGUCAAGCGCAAGCUGGUCGAUCUUAAGGAUAUGUUUAGGCCUCCGAGCGCGGCGGCGUUGGGGACGCUUCUCGUCGGCGGCGCCGGCGUGCAGCUUCGAGCAGUGGCGCAAAAUAUCACGUUCUUGGCAGUGAUGCGCGCCAUACUUACGAUGGACUCCACCGGUACGGCGGCUGCGGCGCACACGAUCUCGUCGCAGGUGUUUCAGCUCGGUGUUAUCGCUAUUUUGGCGUUGAGCACCAUCGCCACCAUUUUGAUCCCCCAGCGCAUGAACUCGAUGGAAAAAGGUGGACCUCGCGAAGCCAAGCGCGUGGCCGAUCGUUUGCUCGUAUGGGGCGUUGUUAUCGGUGUCAUCUUGGCCGUCUUACAAGCGGGCGCGAUUCCGUUCCUCGGCGUCUUCUCCUCCUUGUCUGAAGUUCAAGAACAGGCCAAGAUGCCCUGCAUCAUCGGCGCGUUGCUGCAGCCGCUCAACGGCAUCGUUUUCGUCGGAGAGGGCUUGAUGCAAGGCCAUCAAGCUUUCCUUCGUCUUGCCGCGGGCAUGUUCGUCUCCACGGGUGCCAUGCUCGUCGCAUUGAACAUAUACGGCAACUCCCUCGCCGGCGUGUGGUUUUGCUUCACCGUAUUCAACACGUUUAGAUUGUUCUUCGGCUUGCGUCAUCACUUCUUCGACGGCCCGCUCGCGCCGCGUCACAUCGACGCCACGAUCGCCAAGCUCGAAGUGGAGACCGCAGCCAAGGCUGCGGCCGCCAAGACGGAUUAA
Messenger RNA from Ostreococcus lucimarinus CCE9901, 1473 nucleotides. RefSeq names its product MOP(MATE) family transporter: multidrug efflux. Gene Ontology annotation, biological process: transmembrane transport. The coding region runs from base 1 to 1473 and encodes 490 amino acids. NCBI's taxonomy places the organism in Eukaryota, Viridiplantae, Chlorophyta, Mamiellophyceae, Mamiellales, Bathycoccaceae. The record is from RefSeq and is a predicted model, not a curated record. Gene Ontology annotation, cellular component: membrane. The transcript has a single exon. Gene Ontology annotation, molecular function: antiporter activity; xenobiotic transmembrane transporter activity.